This is a messenger RNA of Python bivittatus (Burmese python), 4571 nucleotides long. Lineage: Eukaryota; Metazoa; Chordata; Lepidosauria; Squamata; Pythonidae. The record is from RefSeq and is a predicted model, not a curated record.
CGAUGAGUGCACCGUUGGAAGACCUGAAAGACCAGGGCACCAUGGAAGAAGACUAUGUACAAGGACAAUUCAGGAAGUUGCAAGCACAACGUAUGAUCAUGCAGAAGAAAACAUUCACCAAUUGGUUUAAUAAUAUUUUCUACAAACACAAUGCAAACAUUAAGAUUCAAGAUCUCUACACUGAACUGAAAGAUGGUAUUUAUCUCCUGCGCUUAUUGGAGCUGCUGUCUUCUGAACAACUACCCAGGCCAAACAAAGGCAAGAUGAGGGUUCACUUUUUGGAGAACAAUAGCAAAGCCAUUCAGUUCCUCAAAUCCAAGGUACAUGUGAAGGUAAUUGGACCAGAAAACAUAGUAGAUGGAGACCAGACCCUCAUCCUUGGAUUAAUGUGGAUAAUUAUCCUCAGAUUUCAAAUUUCAUCCAUCAGUCUUGACAAGGAUGAGUUUGGAUCCAGAGUUGAUACUCUCUCUUCCAAUGAAGCUCUACUGAUCUGGUGUCAGCGUAAGACAGCCAGCUAUUCCAAUGUCAAUGUGAAAGACUUUUCCAAAAGCUGGAGUGAUGGGCUAGCUUUCAAUGCUCUCAUUCAUGCUCACAGGCCUGAUCUCAUACAGUACAGCUCCCUGCGGCAUGACCAGCCUAUCGUUAAUCUAAAUAAUGCCUUCACCGUCGCAGAGAAGCACCUGGGAAUCUUAAAGUUGUUGGAUGCUGAAGAUGUGGCAGUCCCAUUUCCAGAUGAGAGAUCUAUCAUGACCUACGUGUCCUUCUAUUACCAUUACUUUUCCAGGCUGAAGCAGGGUCAGACAGUCCAGAAAAGGCUCGCUAAAAUUGUGUUCUUCCUGAAGGAGACAGACGAGUUAAAAUUCCAGUAUGAAUACAUGAUCUCUGAACUCUUGAAAUGGAUAAAGCUCAAAGUGGCAGAACUGGAUGACCGCUUCUUUCCCAAUUCUCUCGAGGAAAUGCGCUUCCUCAUGAAUAACUUUAAGGUCUUCCGCACUGUGGAGAAACCUCCCAAAUACCGUGAGAAGGGAAUAAUUGAAGCCAAUUUUUUCCAUAUACGGACCAAACAGCAAGCCAACAAUCAGCGUGCUUAUCUGCCCCCUGAAGGAAGAACUUUAAGAGAUCUGGAAAAAGAAUGGAUUGCUUUGGAGAAAGCAGAGGACAGCCGAGGAAAAGCGAUACAGCAGGAGCUGUUAAGGCUUGAGAGAGUUGAACAACAGGUCCAGAUGUUUCUGAAGAAAGCAGCCAUUCGUGAGGCCUACUUAAGAAGCACCAGGGAGAUAAUCAAAAAGCAGGAUGAUUGGCAACCUGACAGCAUAGAACAGCUUCAGGCAGGUGCUAGGAAACUAGAGGCGAUUGAAGCAGACAUGCUUCCCCGAGACCAACGCUUCAAAGCCUUGUCUACCAUGGCCUCUGAAAUCAGGCGGGAGAACUAUCGGGACAAGGACCUGAUUGCCAAAAAGCAAAAGGACAUCAUUCAGCAAUGGCAAGAUCUCUGCGACCAUCUCAAAAGACAAAAACAUGCUAUGGGAGAGAUGCAGGAAGUGCUAGUCCUUUUGAGGGACAUUGAUACCAUUAUGGAAGAACUUAAAGGACUGCAGACUUUAGUAAACUCUAAGGAUUGUGGCAAAGAGCUAUUAGAAACAGUGGAAUUAUUACAAAAGCACAAAUUAGUUGCCUCCCAAAUCUCUUCUCUUGAGAAGAGCAUCAUGUACAUUGCUAAAAAAACAGAAGAUAUAAUGAAAGGUAAAUCAGUCAAAUCAGAUAUGCUUCAAGACAAAUAUCAGAUGCUUCAUCAGUUGCAUCGGAAUCUUCAGGAUCUCUGCCAAACACGGCAAUGUCAUUUGGAAGGGGCUUUGAAGCUUUUCGAAUUUUUUCACGAGUGCAAAGAAGAAGAACGAUGGUUGUCUGAUAAAUGGAAAUUAGUGAAGAUGGGAACCUUAGGAGAUGAUCUCACUCAUAUUGCAGUCUCUCUCCAAAGCCAUAAGUCUCUCCAGGCUGAGUGUGACUCCCAUCAAGCUAUUUGUUCUAAAAUAAUUUGCAAGGGCCAGGAGUUAAGCCAGAACAAUCCUUCAAACCAGGAUAUUCAGAAGAAAAUGGAAGAUAUCCAGCAAUUGUGGCAACAGCUCCAAGAUGAGGUGACCAGUUGUAAGAUCCGUUUGGAUACAGCUGCUCUCAUUCGACAGUACUUUGCUGAUGUUGAUGAGGCUGACUCCUGGCUUCAGGAAAAGCAUACUCUCCUAGCUAGCAAAGAUUAUGGGAAAGAUGAAUCUAGUGCAGAAGCUUUGUUGCAUCGUCAUCUUCAUCUGGAGAAGGAGCUUGCUGCUUAUGCUACAGAAAUAAGCCACUUGAAAGAACAAGCCCAUUCUGUGGCACAGCAGGCUUCACUGGUGACUCUUGCGAAACCUACAUUCACUGGACAGUUUGGCUCUGAUUCACACUUGGUUAUGGAAAACAUACGGAAAAUGCAGCAGAGCAUUGUUUUGUUGUAUGAAAAACUGCAGACCAUGGCUGAGCAUAGGAAAAAAGAGUUAGAAGAAAGAACCCAGCUCUAUCGGUUCUACAACUCCUGUGAAGAGUUUCAGUCUUGGAUAGAUGACAAAGAGAAAAUUUUCCAGACCAUUCAGCCCAGAGCCGACAAUGUGGGAGCUAUGCAGCAUAAAUUCCAGAAUUUCCUAAUAGAAUUGGCUGCUGGGAAGAAACAGCUGGAUGAGAUCAAUUGCUCAGCAGAUAUGUUUUCUAAGAGCUAUCCUGGAAAACAGGAGGAGAUCCAAACUUGUAAGCAAGAGAUAAACGAGAGGUGGGAUUGCCUGGAAACAUUAAAAGAAGAAAAAGGCUCAGAGCUGAUUGGUGUCACUGAUGUGAAGACAUUCCUUCAGGACUGCCAAGACACUCAAGAACUGUUACAAGACAAGAUGACCAACCUGGAGGAUUUGGGACAUGGGAGCAAGCCUGCUGUCUUGGAAGCACAGGCACGCAAGCUUUCAGCCUGCGAAAGAGAAAUCUUAGUUCUGGAGAGAAAAAUUGAAUACCAAAAGCGGGUAGCCAGUCUAAUCCAGGAUACCAAUCCUGCAGAGAGUCAUGACAUAAAGGAACAUGGAGAAGACAUGGAGAAGCUGUUAUUAAUAUUAAAGUUAAAAGCAGAGGAGAAGAAGGUGGUUUUGCAAAUAGCAAGGGAUCAACAAGCUUUUCUGCAAGAGAGUCAUAGACUCCUCUUGUGGAUUGAUGGUAUAAAGGAAAAACUGACAAGUGAGGAGAUAUGUAUAGAUGUGGUCUCUGCAGAGCAGCUCUUGAAAGAACACCAGGACUUGCUGUAUGAGAUACACAGCCAGAACCACAGAUUUAAACAGCUGCAAGAACUAGGUCAGAAGGUUGCAGACAGUUCGUCCAACUUUGGAGCUUUUCAUGUUGGUGAAUAUAUGGACAGAGUUGCUCAAGGAAGGAAGGAGUUGGAUGAGCUUUGGACAAAGCAGCAGAAGCAGCUCCAGGAGAAUAUAGAAUUGCAGAAAUUCAUCAAAGAAGUUGAUUCAAUCCUUGCUGCCAUCUCCAGCCACGAGGCCUUUCUUCAAACUGAUAAUCUUGGGGACCAUAUGGAUUCAGCUCGGAGUCUCCUGAAGCGACAUGAGGAUUUUGAACAAGUGCUGUUGGUGCUAAAACAUCGAGCAAAAGCAGCCAAUGACCAGGGAGAGCAGCUAAUAGAAAGGGGUCAUUUUGCUUGUGACAGGAUUGAGAAGACAAAGGUUACCUUAUGUGAAAGAUGGAAAUUGCUCAUAAAUAAUAAUGAGCAGAGAAAAAGGAGGCUAUUAGAUUCUCUUCUAUUACAGGAGUUCAUUCGUGACACUGCUGAGCUCUUGGUAUGGAUGGAAGAAAAAUACAAGAUAGCAUCAGAUGAGUCUUAUCGUGAUCCAACAAAUAUCUUACGGAAGCUGAAAAGGCAUGAGGCUGCGGAACAGGAAAUGAUGGCCAAUAAGAAGCAUUUUAUGGAGCUGAUGAUGGCUGGAAAUCAACUGAUACAAAAUGACCACUAUGCUGCGGAUUCCAUUCAGGACAAAAUGUCAGAAAUAAAGAAGAAAUGGGAGAAGCUCUACAGCAAGAUGAUAGAACGUGGAGAUAAACUAAGGCAGGCUGGUCAGCAGGAACAACUUAUGGAGCUUCUUGAGGAUGCUGAUGAGAAGAUAGAGAAGAUAGAGAAGAUGCUUCGAGAUACAGAACUGGGCUGUGAUUUGCAUUCCAGUCGCAAUUUACUCAAGGAGCAUAGACAGCUAGAAAAUGAAAUGCAGGGACUGGCUGAGAAAAUGAGCUCCAUUGUGUCUCAUGCCAAGAGUGUAGCAACACAUCACUUCAAUAGAGAGAGGAUUCUUGAUGAGACACGGAGGUAUCUGGAAAGAUUUGAUUCUCUCCAAAAACCCCUUGCUGAGAGAGGGCAUCUGCUGGAGGCAAAUGUGGAACUGUUUCAGUUCUACCAUUACCAUGACAUGGAAAUGAAGUGGAUUAAUGAGCGAUUGUCCAUUGCCAACUCUACAAUCCAAGGGAAAUCUUUAAAUAGGGCUCAAAGCUUGCUACAGAAGCAGAAG